Messenger RNA from Myotis myotis, 3138 nucleotides. It is a transcript of the gene SERPINB11, whose product is annotated as serpin family B member 11. The coding region runs from base 1341 to 2642 and encodes 433 amino acids. Gene Ontology annotation, molecular function: serine-type endopeptidase inhibitor activity. The record is from RefSeq and is a predicted model, not a curated record. Lineage: Eukaryota; Metazoa; Chordata; Mammalia; Chiroptera; Vespertilionidae. The transcript is spliced from 8 exons. Gene Ontology annotation, biological process: negative regulation of endopeptidase activity.
GGCAGCCGAUUAAUGAUUCUCAUCAUUGAUGUUUUUUAUUUCUCUCUCCCUCUCCCUUCCUCUCUGAAAUCAAUAAAAAUAUAUUUUUAAAAAAUGAGCCCAAGAGCUUCCCCUCUGAUAAGGAAAAUAACAAGAGUACAGUAUAGACCAAGGAUGAAAAAGACCUCCUUUGAUCAGCCCUUCUUAGUUAGCAAGGAAGCUAAGAAAAUCAGUCCUUUUUUAAUUAGACCUCAAGGGAGAUGAAAACAAUAUGAAGAGGUGUAGGAUUGGCCUUAUGCAUUGAUAUGAGGUUUCCAAGCCAUGGAAAUCUCUGGCUGGAAUUGGCUCACAUCUAAAAACACUCGCUCUGAGCACAGAAAGACUGGACAGAUUUUGGACUCCUUUUAGUUCUAUGGUUGGUUGCAUACAGGUAUUUUUAUGUGCAAAGUGGCUAUUAGGGCCAUCAUUUUAAAUCUAACUUUUCUAGUUCUCAUGUCUAGUAGAGUGGUUUCCUUUUGUCCAGGGAUGACACCUUGCCUGCUGAGGAAGAAGAGAGAAGUCACCGGCCAUGAAGGGCUUUUUUUUAUAACCUCAGUGCAGUGCACUCAGCCAUCAGAGCUUACCUUUGGGCAGUGGAAUCAACCCAGGAGGAUGGGCUGUGGGUAAUGUGGACAAGAAUGGUUUGGUAAGCUGGGCUUGUCACAUAGUGCUGAUUCUGGCUACUGCAUACAGCAGACAUUUUUUUUUUUUUUGUCUCCAGCUUGCAUCCCUACCCCUAAUCUAUAAUCUCUUUUACACAGUCUUGAAUCAUACUUCUGAACUCACUUUAAGUACGGUUGGCUUGUUGCUUCUACCAAGCUUUUAAACUGAAACCACAGAAUAACUCCUGCUGGAGCUCAUUCUUCUGUUCUUUUUAUGGGACAGGAAUUACCUGCCAGCAGAUUGCUGAAGCUCCACGUAAAAACCUAUGCUCCAUGGAGGAGGGCACAAAAGAUCUAGGAACGAAUGUGUUUGGGCCAGGAAGCGUCCAUCACGGCCAGAAUCUUUCCCAUUGAGUAGCUCUGUGCCUACAAGUGGACAUGGGCAAUCCCUGGGAUGUGGAAUAUGGCACUGCCAACUUGAAUGUGUACACAUUAUUCUUUUUAGACAGCUGGCUUAUUUUCUUGAAUAGAGGUUAGCUUGCCAAUGUUUCCCCUUUAGCAGAGCAGAGAAUGUUCAAGAACUGGGUGCUUCUCCAGAAAACACUGGCCAUCCUGAGAAUCUCAGGGACUCAAAGCCGCUCUGAUGACAUUUAAGGAGCCUUCCUCUGAGGGCUGAACUUACCUCCCAGCAAGUGUGGAGCUGAAUCACUAAGGACACAAAUGGAAAGGGAGGGGCAAAAAGUGAAGGCUUUAUAUUUCCUCUUCAGGGACGCAGCUCCAAUCUCACCUACCAAACUGUCCACUUCACCACCAGAAAGCAACAAAGGUAGUGCUGGUCAUAAAAUGGAUUCCCUCAGCACAGCAAACAUUGAAUUUUGCCUUGAUGUGUUCAAAGAGCUGAACAAUAACCAUGUGGAAGAUAAUAUCUUCUUUUCCCCACUGAGUUUGCUUUAUGCUCUGAGUAUGAUCCUCCUUGGUGCCAGAGGAAACAGUGCAGAACAAAUGGAAAAGGUGCUUCACUUUAAUCAUAUUGCAGAAUCAUUAAAGCCAAAGUUUAAGGACUCAGCUAAGUGCAGCCAAACUGGAAGGAUUCACUCAGAGUUUGGUGCCCUAUUCUCUCAAAUCAACCAGCCAGACUCUAACUAUACCCUCAGCAUUGCUAACAGACUCUACGGGACACAGACAAAGGCAUUCUAUCAGCAAUAUUUAAGUUGUUCUGAGAAACUGUAUCAAGCCAGGCUUCAAGCUGUUGAUUUUCAAAAGUCUACGGAAGAAACCAGGAAAACUAUUAAUGCUUGGGUUGCAAGCAAAACUAAUGGAAAAAUUACAAACCUCUUUGGAAAGGGCACAAUCGACCCUUCUUCUGUGAUGGUCCUGGUGAAUGCCAUAUAUUUCAAAGGACAAUGGCAAAAUAAAUUUCUGGAAAGAGAGACGAUUAAAACCCCUUUUCGGCUAAGUGAGGGUAAGAGCGUAAUUGUGGAAAUGAUGUAUCAAGUGGGAAGGUUUAAAUUGGCCGUCAUAAAGGAGCCGCAGAUGCAAGUGCUUGAGCUGCCCUACGUGCAGGACAAACUAAGCAUGAUCAUCCUGCUUCCCAUGGGCACAGUGACUCUAGAACAGAUAGAGAAGCGGCUGAACUCGAAGAUGUUUCACAAGUGGACCAGCUCCUCCAACAUGAUGGAAAGGAAUGUCGAAGUCCAUUUGCCCCGAUUCAAACUGGAGAUCAAGUAUGAGCUGAAUUCCUUGCUAAAAUCCCUCGGGAUGACAGAUGUCUUCCACCAGAGUAAAGCUGAUCUGUCUGGAAUGUCACCAGCCAAGGGCCUGUAUCUAUCAAAGGUCAUCCACAAGUCAUAUGUGGAUGUCAACGAAGAGGGCACGGAGGCAGCAGCAGCCACUGGGGACAACUUCGUCAUGAAAAGACUCCCCAUCCGAGCUCAGUUCAUGGCGAACCACCCUUUCCUGUUCUUCAUAAGGCACACUGGCACCAACACCAUUCUCUUCUGUGGCAAGCUUGCCUCUCCCUAAGCAAAUGGGGUUGAGCAAGGCUCAGAGUCACAGAGGAGGUGCAGGGAUAAACCCAUGACUCUGAGCAGUUCCCACCUAUCACACCUUUGUGCCUCAGUUUGCUUGUCUGAAAAUGGGUUGAGGAUCUCUCCCAACUUAUUCCAUGAGUUAUUGAACCCUAAGAUUAUGAUAAUCAUGGAGGAAGGUAUAUUUACAGAAAAGGCUUUUCUGGUUCUCUUAUCUUUGGGGCCUCAUUUUAGUACUGUCUGGUGACAUAAUCAAGUCAUUGAGGGAAAUUUUAAAGAAUUACAUUUUCUUGACUUGUGUAUAUCAGUGAGUUCAGUGAGUUCUUGAAUAAGUGACCACUCCACCUCUAGAAAAACCAAUCAAAGGGUUCCCACUUUGGUUGGAUUUUAAAAUAUUGACAUUUUCCUUGCAUGUGUAAAUGUAACAUCCUGAAUUUUUGUUCAAAUUUCUGUAUUGACUAUAAUAAAUGCAUGAAAUGCCUUUGAAGCCA